This is a messenger RNA of Pararge aegeria (speckled wood butterfly), 1442 nucleotides long. Its product is annotated as homeobox protein B-H1-like. The transcript has 4 exons. NCBI's taxonomy places the organism in Eukaryota, Metazoa, Arthropoda, Insecta, Lepidoptera, Nymphalidae. The record is from RefSeq and is a predicted model, not a curated record. The coding region runs from base 132 to 968 and encodes 278 amino acids. Gene Ontology annotation, molecular function: DNA-binding transcription factor activity, RNA polymerase II-specific; DNA binding. Gene Ontology annotation, biological process: regulation of DNA-templated transcription.
CGACGUCGCGCGUCGGCGGCUCGGUCGUCGCGCUGGGGGCCAGCGAGGUGGCGGUGGGUGGCGGGUGGCGCUCGCGGGCGCUGGAUGCAGCAGGAGCGGCGGCGGCGGGCGUGGGCCCCGGCGCCGUGGCGAUGACGGUGCAACGGGAAGAGCGCGACGCGCGCGCGCCCCGGACCCGAUUCAUGAUCACGGACAUCCUCGACGCGGCGCCCCGGGACCUCAGCGCGCACAGGGAUUCCGACUCGGAUAGAUCAGCUACGGACUCACCAGGUGUUAAAGAUGACUCAGACGACGUAUCAAGCAAGUCAUGUGGUGGAGAUGCUUCCGCUCUUUCGAAAAAGCAGAGGAAAGCUAGAACAGCGUUUACGGACCACCAGCUGCAGACCCUGGAAAAGUCGUUUGAGAGGCAGAAGUACCUCAGCGUGCAAGACCGCAUGGAGCUAGCUGCUAAACUAGGCCUUACGGAUACUCAAGUCAAAACUUGGUAUCAAAAUAGAAGGACGAAAUGGAAACGCCAGACAGCUGUCGGACUAGAACUUCUAGCUGAGGCGGGCAACUAUGCAGCUCUUCAGCGGUUAUACGGCGGGUACUGGGCGGGGGUGCCCGCGUACCCCACGCAGCCCGCACCAACUGCUGACCUCUACUACAGGCAGGCUGCUGCUACAGCCGCAGCGGCUGCCUCUGCCUCUGCGAAUACGCUGCAGAAACCUUUGCCUUAUCGGUUAUACCCAGGCGCGCCUCUAGCGGGUGUCCCACCUUUGGGCCUCGGGCUGCCGGGCCCGUCAGCACACCUCGGCUCCCUCGGGGCCCCAGGUUUGGGGGCUCUAGGUUACUAUGCGCAGGCGAGGCGUACUCCCUCGCCAGACCUAGACCCGGGAAGCCCCGCGCCGCCUCAUCGAUCCCCUCGGGAGCCCUCCAUGGAACGGCGCACCGACGACGAAGAUGACGACGAACCCAUACACGUGUAGAUCCAGUGGUCUGUGCUUUAAAAACUUACAAAAAGUUUGCCGUGUUUGGACCAAAAACCUCUGUGGUUGCAAGACUUACAAGUGAAUUUAUCACGUACGCGAAGACUUACAAGUGCGUAACUAAAAGUUAUACCUACUUACUGUGAAGUGAAAAUCUGUAUAAGGUUCGGUAACCUUCCGUCGGCUCAAAGGACAGUACUUAUUUAUUUUGCUGCGUAAAGAACUUUGCGCAAGCGUCACGCGAUCUUAAGAGAAUCGUUAGUUUUUAUGAAUGGACAACGCCUGUCCGUAAUAAUUAUGUGAUAUUAUAAGCUCGGAUUAAAUAAUAGUAGUAGCUUAUGUGUAAUAUAAAUAAAUUCGAUGUCGUACAACUAUAAUAAUAAACUUAGUAAACAUAACGCUUUGAUGACUCAAAACUUAACAACAAGCUGGUCUUGAUUAUGAAAGUGUCUAACGUCAAUAAUUUCACGAUUU